CUUGCCUCGGUAAAAUAUAGAACAGCGGCCAGGUCCGCCUGGGCACGGCGUCCCGCCUUCCGUACUCCUCUCCCACACCCUACUCCCCCGACUCGCGCGCCCCCUUGCCCCCUUUCUCUGCCAGCCCCCGCCCCUUGUUCCUCUGCUCUUUCCUCCCACAGAUUGCCACCAUGGGUUCAUACAUCUCCCGACUGUCGGAUUCGGCCGCACAGAGCAUGGCCGACAGGCAGCGUGCUGUGAUGGCCGAGCAGCGCGCACACAUGGAGCGGCAAAUCCGUCGUCAGAUUGCCUCGCGCAUUGCCCAGACCCGGGAGAUGAUGCACUGGCAGGGUGGCUUUUGGCUUCUUCUGGCUAGUGGUGUGACCAUUGCUCGCAUCCGCCUUGGCUAUGUCCCGAAGCCGCUCCUUGCGCCGCUCUUUGUCAUGCCCUUCAUGAUGGCCUACCAGUACGACAUGGCGUACGGGACCAAGCUCGAUCGAAUCCGCGAUGAGGCCGACCGAAUCCUCGCGGGCGACGAUUUCUGGAUCUCCGAUCAUGCGCCCGAGCGGGUGUACCACUCGCUUCUGCCGUGGGCCAAGCCGCUUGUGCUCCUCCCCCCUGGCGAGUCGCACCAGCAGAUGGGGCAACUGCAGCCGGUCGCCGAGCAGCCGCACCAGCCGCAGCAGCAGUAGAGCAGCGGGGCAAAUGGCAGUCCAUGUGUUUGAUGCGCCCCCCUUCCUCCCUCCUUCCAUCUCUCUUUCUUUGUCUCCCUCUGCGCUUCCCUCCCCGCGGUCUGAGCCUCUUCGUGCCUUGCUCAAUACAAACCCUCAAUUCCGAA
This is a messenger RNA of Fonticula alba, 817 nucleotides long. RefSeq lists its product as hypothetical. The transcript is spliced from 3 exons. Gene Ontology annotation, biological process: positive regulation of plasminogen activation. Gene Ontology annotation, cellular component: plasma membrane. Lineage: Eukaryota; Rotosphaerida; Fonticulaceae. Bases 171 to 671 code for a protein of 166 amino acids. The record is from RefSeq and is a predicted model, not a curated record.